UAUAGUGCAUCUAGCGUGCACUCGAUCUAGCAGAGUGCGAGCUAGACAAGUAGAUCUAGAUCUCUAACACAAGUACAGUCAAUAGUCUAGCUAGAGCUAUUUCUGUCAUCAUGAUGUCUAGAUCUACAUCUUCUGACGCUCUUCUCGUUUCUAUAAUAAUUUUGUGUUGCUUUGGUGCUACCACAGGUCUAGGACUAGAUGCAGCAAACUGUUCUCUUGACUGCCAAGGACUCUUUGUCUGUCAAAGUUACAAUUCUACUGUUGAACCACUUUACGAUGAACAUCCUUGUUCUCUCAACUAUUCAAUUUCUAGUGGAGUAUUUUCUCUAUCUUUCAGGAAAGAACUUUUCGAUGUCUCUGAAAGCACUGACUACAUGUACACAGUGUACUCGAUACAAGAACUACAAGAAACCGCUCAUCGAAAUCUAUCUGGCUGCAAACCUUGUGGAUCUGCUACUCUCAACUCAACCACCAAGAGAACUAGAUCUAUCAAUAUUAAUGAGUGUCACUGUGACACUCCAUCAGCGGAAGGGUUCGGUAGUUUCAUUUACUACGACUACGGCUACCAUCAUAUCUCAAUUUUUCUCGUUGAUCUUCAUCACAGAGUCUACAGAUCACUAAGUGACUAUGCCGCUACGUCUAACUGCACUAUAGAUCUGUGUGGUUGUGCUUCUGAUGAGAACAAUUCCUCUACAUCAAUUUAUCCUGAAGCUCCCGAACAGAAUGAGACCUUUUGUGGAAUUGACUGCCGGGCUAUUCAAAACAAGGAAGAAAAUUGUUCAUCUUUCUACCAAGAUGUCUGCAGCGAAUGGAUAAUUCACCCAUACAUGGAUUAUAAUAUUAUAAACCACAUGGAAUUCUCAAAAUGUUGUUUUGAGAGUAUCAACUGCUUGAACGUUUCCUUGUUUGAGACUGAUUGUACUACAAAUUCAUCAGGACGUGAUUUUACGUGCGAUAGAAUAUGCCAACGUGGUGACCUGAUUGACUCGUUUUUGGAAGAUUGCCCCUUUCAGCGUUUCGACUUCUGUGAUCCCUAUCUUCAAAAUGUGCUAGAUAUUGACGAUGUUAUUUCUGAAGACGAUUUCGUCUUUUUUAUUGAAUUCCUCGAAGAAUACAUUGAGAGUGUAAAUCCAGAGAAUAUCGUGAACACUCUUGAUAAUCUGUUCACAAAUCUCAUGGAUUCCAGUGAAUACCUUUUGGAUAAUGACAAUAACACUGAGCUUAUCCUUGGAAUCUUUGAGGAACUUUUUGAUGAUGCCAUCAAUCAAAACUGGACUGAUCAAUUGAAUUCUGCAACUGUUACUGUCGCAGACAGUAAGGCGCUUUCUCAAGUGGAGUCUCUCGGAGCAGUUCUGGGCAGUAGACUCGCCAAUGGAAACAGGACAAACCCGUUUAGUUUCAGUGGGACAAACAUGAUGCUCACGAUGAACUUUCCGAGUCAAAAUAGAUCUUUAGAUAACCAGCACAGAAUCAGUAUUCAAGGUGUAUCUAGCAGGAUACGUUACAGCACUGAAGUGAACAUUCCAUUGAAAGUACUUUGUUCAAGUGAAGGAUGCUCUAGUGUUGUGUCGCUGGCUUCUGUCAACAACCUGGCUGCGUACCUACACGAGGGGCUUGUCAGGAGGCAACGCAAAGCCAACAAUGUGUCACAGUAUGCCAGUUAUAUGCCUGCUACUCCGCUCCUUUCUGCUCAAAUUUUUGGGGUCACGGAUAUCGUAGAACAGCUAAAAACCGCUCCCAUUCAAAUCGUCACUACCUUGGACAGUAAUAACCUAACUAUGCGAGAAUUCAUGUGUGUGUUUUGGAAUGAAAAUAACAAGUCAUGGUCCCACACCGGAGUAACAACAGAUGAUAAUGGCAACAAUACAAUAACAUGCACAACUACUCAUUUGACAAGCUUUGCAAUUCUGGUUAGUGUCAACGAAGUAUCAACGAACCCUUUGGAUUUAAUACUUAUGUCAACUAUCUCGUACAUUGGCUGUGUGAUCUCGAUUAUUUGUCUACUGGCUACCAUUUUCUGUCUCAUAGCUUUCAAGAAAUUUCUCAAGAAAGGGCCACUGCUGUAUGUGCACCUCAACUUAGCCAUUGCUUUACUGCUUGGCUACACUGUGUUUGUGCUAGGAGUGGACACAGCAAAAGGGAUUACGGUACUCUGUACUAUUGUGGCUGCAGUGAUACAAUAUUUCUUUCUGGCAAGUUUCUGUUGGAUGCUCUCAGAGGCGGUGAUGCUUUACCUACUUGUGGUGAAGGUAUUUGGUAGUGCAGCAAAGAGAUGGUACUGGCUACUGAUACUUGGUUGGGGUGUACCGCUGCCAAUUGUUGCCAUUUCAGCUGGCGUCUUACGCAUGGAAUAUGGGAACAAUAACAGUUGCUGGAUAAACAGAGGACCAGCUGUGUACACAUUUGUAGGACCAAUGCUCCUUAUCAUUUUGAUCAACACAGUGAUUCUGAUAUUGACAGUAGUGAGCAUUGUACGAGGGAAGAAGUUCGGUGGAGGAGAAGUCCAGGUCAAGACAAGAACACUAGUAAAGACGACCUUACAGAGUACAGUGAUCUUGCUCCCUCUGCUGGGCAUCACAUGGGUCAUUGGCUUGUUUGCAGUGAAUGAAAACACUCAAGUGUUUGCUUGGCUGUUUAUAUUAACAAAUUCUUUCCAGGGGAUGUUCAUCUUCGUCUUUCAUGUAUUGAGAAACGAGUAUAUAAUAAGGAGAUUAAAAUUCUGCUGCUGUAAGACUAGAGUGAAGAAAACAACGGAAAACAAAACCUCUGCAAUGAAGUUGGAGGGUAAAUCAGCUGUUAACAAGACUUAUAACUUCACCCUCACCACCGAGCCUUAUACUGCAGAGUAUCUAGAUAAUGAGAAUUGUGGUGUAACUUUUUCCCAAGACAAAGAUACAGUGGCAGACAUGAUAAUUAAGCAUGAACUCUAAAGAUAUAAUUAUCAUUGAGGAGAUGGUAACAAAACAAUAAUUUUUGCACAUGCAGUAUAAAAUAAUUUACAUACAAAAAUGUACGUGCAUAAUAAGUUUAUAAUCCAUCAACAGUC
Halichondria panicea is the source of this 3046-nucleotide messenger RNA. RefSeq names its product adhesion G protein-coupled receptor E5-like. The coding region runs from base 111 to 2930 and encodes 939 amino acids. The transcript has 22 exons. NCBI's taxonomy places the organism in Eukaryota, Metazoa, Porifera, Demospongiae, Suberitida, Halichondriidae. Gene Ontology annotation, biological process: adenylate cyclase-activating G protein-coupled receptor signaling pathway; cell surface receptor signaling pathway. The record is from RefSeq and is a predicted model, not a curated record. Gene Ontology annotation, cellular component: plasma membrane. Gene Ontology annotation, molecular function: G protein-coupled receptor activity.